AUGGGAAAUCAAAACAAUGUGACAGAAUUCAUACUUUUGGGUCUUAUGGAGCUGCGGAAAAUAUUCUCUGUUGUGUUUCUAAUCAUGUAUGUGUCUACUGUUUUGGGAAACCUACUCAUUGUGGUAACCAUGAUCACAAGUCAGAGUCUGAGAUCACCUAUGUAUUUUUUCCUUACCUCUUUGUCCCUGUUGGAUGUCACCUUCUCUUCCGUCAUUGCCCCCAAGAUGAUUGUAGACUCCCUCUCUGAGAGCACCACCAUCUCCCUCGAAGGCUGCAUGGCCCAGCUCUCAGAGCAUUUCUUUGGUGGUGUGGGGAUCAUCCUUCUCAUUGUCAUGGCCUAUGACCACUACGUGGCCAUCUGUAAGCCUCUACACUACAUGACCAUCAUGAGACCUUGGAUGUGCCACCUGUUGCUGGGAGGGGCCUGGGUGGGGGGAUUUAUCCAUGCAGUAAUACAGCUUCUCUUCAUGUAUCAAAUACCCUUCUGUGGUCCCAAUAUCAUAGAUCACUUUAUAUGUGAUUUGUUUCCAUUAUUGGAACUGGCCUGCAUGGACACCCACAUCCUGGGACUCUUAGUCAUCCUCAACAGUGGAGUGAUGUGUGUGACCAUCUUCCUUAUCCUCAUCACCUCCUAUGUGGUCAUCCUCUGCUCCCUGAAGUCUCACAGCUCUGAAGGACGACGGAAAGCUCUCUCUACCUGUGGCUCCCACCUCACAGUGAUCAUCAUGUUCUUUGUGCCAUGCAUUUUCUUGUACAUGAGGCCUGUGGGCACUUACCCCAUAGACAAGGCAAUGGCUGUGUCUGAUUCCAUCAUCACACCCAUGUUAAAUCCCUUGUUCUACACCCUGAGGAACACAGAGGUAAAAAAUGCCAUGAGGAAACUGUGGAUGAAACAAGGGACUUUGGUUGGCAAGUGA
Messenger RNA from Equus quagga, 918 nucleotides. Its product is annotated as olfactory receptor 4C6-like. Gene Ontology annotation, biological process: G protein-coupled receptor signaling pathway. The record is from RefSeq and is a predicted model, not a curated record. Gene Ontology annotation, molecular function: G protein-coupled receptor activity; olfactory receptor activity. NCBI's taxonomy places the organism in Eukaryota, Metazoa, Chordata, Mammalia, Perissodactyla, Equidae. Gene Ontology annotation, cellular component: membrane.